Molecule: messenger RNA, 3266 nt
Organism: Bombus impatiens (common eastern bumble bee)
Lineage: Eukaryota; Metazoa; Arthropoda; Insecta; Hymenoptera; Apidae
Product: dipeptidase 1-like
Exons: 7
Biological process (GO): proteolysis
Molecular function (GO): metallodipeptidase activity
Source: RefSeq, a predicted model, not a curated record
AUCGAACCGGUGUUCCAGUGUGGCGGUCAGAGCGGUGUCUGGACAGCAAGCGUGAUCAUACUGUCAAUCGGAAGCUGGGUCGGGAAAGGGAAAGUUGGCCCACGACCAGCCGAUGGCGAGACUGCACACCUGACAUCGCCCAAGGAAAGGUUGGAGACCGUGCGGCAGGUUCUUUCCGAGGUGCCUUUGAUCGACGGCCACAAUGAUCUGCCCUGGAACAUUAGAAACUUCGUUCACAACCAACUGGCCGAAUUCGAUUUCGACAAGGAUCUACGACAGGUCGCGCCUUGGAGCAAGAGCGCCUGGAGUCAAACUGACUUGGUUAGGCUACGUCAAGGCAUGGUCGGCGGUCAGUUUUGGGCUGCUUACGUGCCGUGCGAGUCGCAGCAUCUCAACGCGGUCCAGCUGACUCUGGAGCAGGUGGACCUCAUUAAGAGGCUCAUAGAGAAGUACUCGCAACACAUGCAGUUCGCUGCAUCUUCAACGGAGAUUCUGGAUGCUCACGAAAGAGGCAGGAUAGCUUCAUUGAUUGGGGUGGAAGGUGGACAUAGCCUAGGAAGCAGUUUAGCUGUUUUAAGAACACUGUAUCAAUUGGGUGUACGGUAUCUCACACUCACGCACACUUGUAACACACCGUGGGCGAAAAGUUCGUCGGUAGAAGACGAAGAGGAGGAUGGAGGCGGUCUAACGGCGUUCGGGAAAACAGUAGUUCAGGAAAUGAAUAGGCUGGGAAUGCUGAUAGACCUUAGUCAUACAGCGAGGGCAACCAUGAGGGACGCUUUAAGAGCCAGCAAAGCACCCGUCAUUUUUUCUCACUCCUCGGCCUUCGCUAUUUGUAAUUCCUCGAGGAACGUUCCCGACGACAUUUUAAGGCAGCUGGCUGCUAACGGUGGAUUGGUGAUGGUGACGUUUUAUAAUUACUUCGUGAAAUGUGGCUCUCAGGCGACCGUCUCCGACGUUGCCGAGCACAUUUACUACAUUAAAAACCUAAUUGGUGUGGACCACAUCGGUGUCGGUGGCGACUUCGAUGGUAUCAACAAGACACCCAGAGGACUGGAGGAUGUCUCCAAGUAUCCGGAACUGUUCGCCGAACUUCUUCGAAGUGGGAACUGGAACGUGUACGACUUAAAGAAAGUCGCCGGACUGAACCUGCUGAGAGUCCUUCAAAAGGUGGAAAAAGUGAGGGACGACAUGAGAACAGCCGGUAUGACGCCUUCCGAAGAAUACCUUCAGGAUUCUCCCGACACAACCGGCAGUUGUGCGCUCGAUAUCAAUUCCGUGCAAACGGUCAUGGAGAUUUGAUCGUUCUAUCGUGCCCUUCUAUAGUUUCCGGAUGGUGUGCAAAUUACUUCUCCACGAGCACCCUGCCGUCCUAUGCUCGACUAGACGAGCUGAGUCGCGUCGGAACCGGAGAAGCCCUAGCAGAACGAGCGAUCCAAGAGAGAGAAAGAGAAAGAGAGCUUCUCAUUGCUUGAUUCUUGCCCGCCUACAAAAUCUGUCCCUUUUUAGAUGCUCAAUCAGGAUAACAAUUGAACGAGAGAAAAAAGAAAGGAUGAAGAACCUACCUCGAACGAAAUACACAGCUUCGAAUGUCUAAUUUGCUGGGCUGUAGGUUUCUUUUGCUUGAAAGCACAAACAUAGAAUAUUAUUAUUUUUCAACGAGCCUCUGCAAAACUGUUAAUUCGCCAUGUUUAUAAUUAUUCGAACGAUUAAGAAAAUACGACGAUCGUGUUUUUAUCAUAACAUUUAUUUUAUUAUCGUUAACGUUAAAAUAAUCAUUAAGCAUUACGAAAUUCACGUUCUAAAUUACCCAUGUAUCUGUCAACAAUAAUUUAAGGCUUAAGUUUUAAGUAGAGGAAAACUGAUUAUAAAAUCGUCUGUAUUUUAACAUUUAUAACAACCAUAUUUUGGUAUCUCGUACAUAUGUUUCAGAACAGACAUGUACAAGGUAACAAUGCUAUUUUUCAUAGGAGUAAUAGCAACGCAUUGUAAAAUUUAUUAUAAAAAGAAAUACGUGUAUUCUAAUAUGCAAUCUUUGAAUAAAGCGUAAACAGAUUUUUCUCCAUUUCAUAGUUUUACGAUACAAAAGCUGUUAAUUCGAAGAAUUGUGUACAUCACUGGGAGAAUUUAAAAUUUUCAUUGUCGUUCGAAGAGUUAUAGAGCGCUGUGUUCUUCAAGAAAAUAAGUUUUGUCGAAAAUCAGGCUAUAUCCUACAAUUUGAUAUUGUAUACGUGCGAGUAUAUAUACCUCCGACGUAUGUUUAAAAACACCACUAAAUAAUUUAAUGAAAAAGAAUUUAGUUUCAAAUCGAUCAGUUACAAUUAAAAAGAUCAUACUUCUAGAUAAUGUUUUUGACGUACUAGAAGUACCAAAUUGCAUGAAAUUCUUGUAAAAAAUGAUUUCUGAAAUGCCAAACAAAACGAUCAAUUAUGCGUAAAUCGGUACACCGAAAAAAAUAAAGAGAACAUAUUGUGACAAUAUAGAAAUCUUCUAAACUAUGUCACUGUCGUACUGUAAAAGAAAAAAAUAUUAUGUGUAAACCCGGCUGUGUAUCUUCAUAUGUCUUCCCCCCUUCGUUGCACCAAAAAUACGUGCACUUUAGCGUUAAUAAUUUGAGGAAUCAAAAUGAGCAAAUCCAUAUCUGAAAGAAUCACGGGUUUAUUUGAAAAACAUUAUUAUAGUCGUUGAAGUGAAAAAGGUUUCAGAAGGAAAACAUAUCUGUUUUAACGAAAUGACGCAAAGAAAAAGCAUAUUCGCAAAGUGAAUCUUGCUGUUAGUAUUAUAGAGAGGAGAAUAUUGUUAUACAAAACAAAAUGCUUUCAAAAAAUAAGAGAUACUUGGAUAAGAUAAAAAUUGCUCACAAGAACUAUUGUCGAUAGAAUUCAAACGUGUGUGAGUGUUUCUCAACGUGUUAUGUCGGAUGUAAUCUAUCACUUAUACACAUCCAAAUUUUCCUCGACAAAAGCAUCAUCUAAUAUCUUCGACGACUCGCUGGAAGUUUCUGGGGUUUUGAUAAAAAUUCACCCCUGCGAUUUUCAUGUGUCACCAUUCACCUAUUUGUGUCCUGUGUGCACUUACUAUGUGAUUCAUGCGAGUUGAUUCUUCAGAAAAAAUUGCUAUCGGAUAACAAACAGAAUGAAGAUAACUCGUAUGGAUUAUACCUAACUCCUACACGAGGAGUAGGUAAGAAACUUUAGAAUAUCAAAAAUUCCGUUGUAGCUUCGCAGCGGAUUCUAUAAAUAAAUGUUUCUAUUGUAUACUUGUCA